Molecule: messenger RNA, 1599 nt
Organism: Andrographis paniculata
Lineage: Eukaryota; Viridiplantae; Streptophyta; Magnoliopsida; Lamiales; Acanthaceae
Exons: 1
Coding region: 1-1599 (532 amino acids)
Source: RefSeq, a predicted model, not a curated record
AUGGCCAUGGCUAUGGCUAUGGAUAAGCUCCUCUUCACCCUCCUCCUCCUCUUCCUCCUUUCUUGCUCCGCAGCCUCCUCCGCCGACCCCACCGGCGUCAAUCUCCCACCGCCGUCGUCCUCCGCCCUCGUCGCCGCCGAGAUCCUCCGUAGCAGAGGCUACUCCCUAUUCGCCUCCGUCAUCGUCUCCCUCUCCUUCGUCAGCUCCAAUUUCUCCGGCACCGUUCUCGCCCCGCCGGACUUCGCCUUCGCCUCCGCCACCGCCAUGUUCCUCAACAACCGCCGCCCGGCGCCGCGCCCCUCCGUCACGCUCCUCCUCUACCACACUCUGAAACCGCCGCUGGUCCUCACGUGGCCCGCCAUCUCGGCACGUGACGUCGGAGAUGAGCUCCCCACCCUCUACAACAAUAACUGCCUCUACGUCUUCCGCAGCCCCUACGGCGGCGACGUCCUCAUUUCGUCUUCUCCGUUGAGAAACCCUCUCGACGCCGUCCAGAUCCGCCAGCCGGACCUCUACGCCGACGACCGUCUCACCGUCCAUGGAAUCGACGGCGUCCUCGACCCUUCCUUCGCCGCCAGGUGCAGCGCCGCCAGAAACUCCGACGUCCGUACGAUGGAGCAGGAAGGUCGCCGCCGCGUCAAUCGGACGUUCCUCGACCACGCGAUGAGAGGCCUCCGCCGCGCAGGCUUCACCACGGUGGCGGCGGCCAUGGCCGUUGCCAGAUCGGAGAUGCUGUCGUUGCCGUCGGUUACAAUUUUUGCCGUUUCCGAUCGGAAUUUGUUUCUGAAACCUGGCGGUUUCCGAUUCGAUUUUCAUCACCACGUUGUUCCGAUACGACGCCGUAUUGCAGAUCUCGCCAUUGGAACGGAGCUUGUUACUCUUGCUCCGAACAAAACCCUCGCCGUCGACUCCGUCGACGGCACCCUCACCGUCGGCGGCGUGGUCGUCGGAAAAACAGAGGUUUAUCGUAGCCGGUGGAUAAUCGUGCUCCCGAUCAUGAAUUCAUUUGACGACGUCGAAGAUCCUCCCCAAAAUCCAACAAUCGUCGAUCAGGUUUCCGACGACUUCGCAAAUUCCCUGCCUCCAAUUCCCAGCGCUCCUUCUCCGGCGCCGGCGUCGGCGUCGGAUCUCAACCCUAGUCCAGUGCCGGAGGUUAUUCCGGUCAUUUCGACGGAUUUCAAUUUACCGGAAGUACCCUCUCCCUCUCCAUUAUCGGAAAUCGGCGUCGGGGAAGCUCCGGAAUCCAGCGAUUCCGCCGGCGGUCAGUCACCGUCUGCGGAGGCGGAGGCUUCGCAGACCUCAGUGAGUUCUCCGGCGCCGGAGCCGGCGGCGGAAAAUCCUCCGGCGGAACCGGAGGAGCGGUGCGUGGUGGCGAGCGGGGUGGAAGGCGGCGACCUGUUCUGCGCGGAAGGGGCGGCGGCGCGGCGGAUGCAGGAGGUGGACGAUCCGAUUGGUGGACACGUGGACGAAUCUAAGCCGUCGAAUUUUGGUGCUGGUGAUACGGAAGGCGGGAUGGAUGAAGAUUUGACCCAAUUCGAGAAUGUCAAACUCGGUGAGAUUAAUGUCAACAUCGCAGAUGACAUAUUUUUCUACACCUGA